AUGAAGUUCCUUUUAAUAACGUGUUUACUGGUUGCGAGCUUACUGUGCGUCAAAGCGGGAGCCGAGACGGAAGAAAGGGAAGAAAAGCCGGAGAUCACAAAAUUGGAGUUAGUCGAUCUCGGCGAAGGGGAAAGCGAUAUCGAUGACAAAGACUCGGAAGUGCAAAAAAAGAGAGAUUCUGGGUACUCUUAUAGGAGACCAGAAACGAGUAGCGCGUUAGCCUCGAGAGCCCGUUUUCAAAUUGGACAAUCUGGCAAUAGAGGGCGUAUUGUCAAUAGGCAUCCAGCACAAAUAAACAGACCUGUUACAAAAUACGGACCACCGGGUUAUCAGAAUUCAUCUCCAAUGAGACCUACGUCGCAUGGUCAACAACACCGAGAUAAAUUGCAGUCCCACGGUCAUUUCGGUCAACAGCAUUCGAACUUUGAUGGCCGCCCUAGUGGGUUGUUCGAACAGGAAGUUCCGAGUCCAAUUAGACAGGUCGACUUCGUCGAACCGAAUCCAAUAUCCUCUCAAAACAAUGAACCCUUUGGGAUUCACACGGCCAAUUACUUACCGCCGCAAAAUCAGAAGUUACCCGGCUAUAGCGUACCGCAAAUUUUUUCUUCCUCCCAAGUAACGCAAAGUCCCAACAACGGCAAUGAAGGCCCAUCGGCAAACUUCCAAAGCCAGAACAUCGUACAGCCGCAAGGGCAGAUAUCCGAUGCGGCGCUUUUCCUAACGCAAAACGCUCAAGCCAUACAGCAACUUUAUGCCGCACCGCCGAACGAACAAGAUUUCGCCCCACAAGUCGACCAAUUCUUAGGUCAUAAUAAUCAAGUUCCUAAUGCGAAUAUCCAGUUUCAAAAUUUCGAGAGCAGUUCACAAAGCCCGGCAAGUUUUCCAGGGCAGCUGCCGUCGUACGCAUCUGGAACUCUUAGCGCUCAAGAAACCCUAGAGCAAAUACAGUCCCACGAAAAGGACAGAUUGAUUGUUCAAUUGCAGCGAGCACUCGCGACCCAGACUCAGGCCCAAAAUGCAGAUGCAGCAGGAAGGUACGCUCAAAAUCAGCCGAGCUUCGUUCAGAAUCAAGAUCUUCUGGCUUCCCUUGGACAGCGAAUGAAGAUUCACGGUUUAAAUACACAACAGAGUACCGUAAACUUUGGCUCUGGAAAUACAGCUUUCAAUCAAUCACCUUUUUUACCAGGAACAACGAUCAGUCCGGGGUUUCCGCUUAGCUAUGGACUAUCGACCACUAUUCAACCACCAACGACCACUACGACUACAGCAACCACGACAACCGUGCAACCCCCUCAGGCUGCUAAAGGCGAUGGUACCUCGCAAGUCGGUUCUUCCGUACCUGCGCCACCCUUAGCGUCAUCCGCUCCAGGAGUUCCGGUUUACGGUGGAUUCGUGCCCACCUUGAUAGCUGGUACAACUUUCCUGUCGAACGUACCAUCUUACGGUUCUACUUUCUUCGCGCCCGGUGCCGUUACACCUGUCCAACCGUCAGGAUCCUCACCUACGCAGUUCGGACUACCUAUCCCUACGAAUCACGGUCAGAAACCGAUCUCUGGUACCACGCCAUCGUCCUCGCCCUCCAUCACUUCGUCGACUCCUUUGCCGAGUCGACCUGGCUUUCCUUCGUCUCCACCGGUUAAUACCGUGCCACUUCCUGUGCAUCCUGUUGCAACUCCCCUUCAUCCAGUGGUGACGCCUCUUCAUCCAGUAGCACCUCUGCAACCAGUACUCCCUCCGUCCUCCACACACGUGCAUCCCGUACAAACUCCAUCAGCGACGCAUCCAACGUACGGAUUGCAAACGGCGGUAAUCAAUCCGCUUUUAUACAAACCCAUCAAACCGGUCUAUCCGUUCUACUAUUACCCGAACGUCGCAUAUCAGGUACCUAAGCCAGCGUCACCGACUUAUCCGUGGAGCUACGCGCCGACCUAUGCUCAAGCGAAACCGACCCAAAUAUGGAAAUGA
Molecule: messenger RNA, 1965 nt
Organism: Eufriesea mexicana
Lineage: Eukaryota; Metazoa; Arthropoda; Insecta; Hymenoptera; Apidae
Product: proline-rich protein 36
Exons: 2
Coding region: 1-1965 (654 amino acids)
Source: RefSeq, a predicted model, not a curated record